Molecule: messenger RNA, 5879 nt
Organism: Achroia grisella
Lineage: Eukaryota; Metazoa; Arthropoda; Insecta; Lepidoptera; Pyralidae
Gene: rdgC
Product: serine/threonine-protein phosphatase rdgC
Exons: 15
Coding region: 311-2413 (700 amino acids)
Biological process (GO): detection of stimulus involved in sensory perception
Cellular component (GO): nucleus; cytosol
Molecular function (GO): protein serine/threonine phosphatase activity; calcium ion binding; manganese ion binding
Source: RefSeq, a predicted model, not a curated record
AGGGUUGGUUGCACUCAAAGCUCUAAAGCCCCGCUGCGGCCGUUAGCCCGGUAACUUUCGUUCGAGCUUUGCCGAAUGUACAUAACUUUCACGUUAUAAUCAGCGAUGUGAGUUUAGUGCUAAUUGUUUGUGACUUGUGUUCGUCUAAGUUAAUAAGAAGGAAAGGUAAUAAUAUCCAGGCAUCAAGCCUGGGGUAUGUUGAACUCGCUUCUGCGUUUUAUUAGUCACCAUUCCGAAAUCCCGGCAGAAGACACCAAGAUGCAAACGAAAACAAAGAGAUAAAAAAUACAGAAAGGACAAAAGUCCCACCAUGUUCUCUUUAGCGGAAGGGUGUGGGUGUGUGAGUUUCCGAGGAGGACGCCGAACUCGAUCCCUCGGAGAUGAUUCCUCCUCCUGCCGAAGCUCAGAGAUAGAACAGGAGGUCCCGAAAAGGUUAGGUCGACGAGUACUCAAUGGAGAAUGCACGAGGAAAGCGUUGGCUCCGUUCCUAAAAUUCUGGAGAAGAGAUGAUGUGAGCAUGACAAAGGCAGAAAGGACAAUGAAGGCGGCCAUACUGAUUCAGCAGUGGUAUCGACGGUACUUGGCGCGAAUGGAAGUUCGAAGGCGUUAUACCUGGACGAUCUUUCAAAAUAUUGAAUAUGCUGGAGAGCAGGACCAAGUCAAGUUGUACAAUUUCUUCAAUGCAUUACUGAGUCACAUGAGGGACACCAGUGGACGGCCGUCCUCCGAACGAACCUCGAGGACUGCCUCAGUGUUAGAGCAAGUGUUUUCCGAGGAGUCGGAUGAAGGAGGAGGCGUAGACGAGACGGCUCCCCCGAAGCCUACACGUGGUCCUGACAUAGAAUUUCCGCUUCAGAGAAAGGAUAUCGACCUGCUGAUUGAAACUUUUAGGAAAAAAAAGCAUCGCCUGCACCCAAAACAUGUCGCUCAAAUCUUAAAGGAGGCUACGCAGGUGUUGAAAAGACUACCAAAUAUCAAUGUGGCUACCACGUCAAUAUCCAGUCAGAUAACUGUUUGUGGCGAUUUGCAUGGGAAAUUGGAUGAUUUGCUGGUUAUUUUUCAUAAGAAUGGCCUGCCAUCACCUGAGAACCCAUACAUAUUCAAUGGUGAUUUCGUGGACCGAGGCAAGAAGAGCCUGGAAGUGUUCCUCCUAUUGUUAGCUUGUAUGCUUGCGUUUCCGGGUGGAGUCUACUUAAAUAGAGGCAAUCAUGAAGAUCUCAUAAUGAAUUCAAGGUACGGUUUCAUCAAGGAAGUACAUCAAAAGUACAGGCACAAUGCGGAGAGACUACUGAAGCUGAUAGAAUGCGUAUAUAGAUGGCUGCCACUUGGAACUAUCAUCAACAAUCGAGUAUUUGUGGUACAUGGUGGCAUCUCGGAUACAACGGAUUUGGAUAUGAUUCGCAGCUUGGAACGUGAUAAGUAUGUAUCACUACUUCGUCCUCCAGUAACUGAAAACUCCGUUUCGGGUGCCGAAGUUAUCGACAAAGUUGAGUGGAAACAGGUAUUUGACAUCUUGUGGUCAGAUCCUCAGUGUACUGGAGGCUGCGUUGCAAAUGCUUUGCGUGGGGCUGGUACUUAUUUUGGUCCCGAUGUAACCACUUCUUUCCUUCAGAAAAACAAGUUGAGCUUCAUCAUUCGAAGUCACGAAUGCAAGCCUGGUGGAUAUGAGUUACUACAUAAUGGAAAUGUUAUAACCAUCUUCUCAGCAUCUAAUUACUAUGAACUUGGCUCUAAUAAGGGGGCAUACUUGAAACUCUGUGGCAAUUCUUUAGAGCGACAGUUCGUGCAAUAUACAGCAGCUGUGUCACGCACGCGACGACUCACAUUCCGUCAGCGUGUUGGACUGGUCGAAUCCUCCGCUAUGAGGGAACUUCAUAACCAGAUCAUGAUGGCACGGAGACCGCUAGAGGCAAAUUUCCGUAGCAUGGACAUAGAUCAGAGUGGUUACAUAACGGUUAGCGACUGGUGCACCGCCAUGGAAGAUAUAACACAUCUUGGUCUUCCUUGGAGAAUGCUAAAGGAUAAACUGGUGCGAACAGAUAAUGAAACACGGCGUGUUCGGUAUAUGGACACAUUUGAUCUGUAUGCUAAUAAAAUGGGCCGCAAAGCUGAUACUACUACAGUAGUCGAGACUCUUUAUAAGAACCAACGGAGUCUGGAGGCAAUUUUCAAAAUUCUAGAUAAGGAUAAUUCAGGAUACAUCACAUUGGAAGAAUUUUCAGAAGCUUGCCAAUUAUUAGGUAAAUAUAUGCCAAAUCCGAUGACUCAAGAACAAUUGGUUGAUAUUUGCCGGCUUAUGGAUAUAAACAAAGAUGGUUUGGUCGAUUUAAAUGAAUUCCUAGAGAGUUUCCGUCUCGCUGAAAAGAGUUUGACAGAUGAAGACGGCGAAUUUGCAAAUUUGCAAGCCACUUGACAGGAACAAGACCGCCGCCCCAGCAGGACGGCGGUCGAUAAAGAUGAAACUGGUGUCGAAAUAGAAAUCCUCAAACUAGACGAUCGAAAGGCUAACGUUAAAAAUGGGAAAAAUGGACAGGCUCAUUUAAUGGGCACUUCCAUACAAUGCGCUUCUAAAGAGAUGGAUGAUAUCGAAUUAAUUGAUUGUGAGGAUACACCUAAGCGGCCUGGCCUGCUGGAGAGUGAUAUUUGAAAGUAUACUGCCUGAAUUUUUGAGGAAUCUACUGAUCAUAUUUUCUAUAUACUAUUAUAAAUAUUACGUAACUGUCUAUUUAACUGAAUUAAAAAAUCUACAUGUGCUUGAAAAUGUUUUCUCUAAUCGUUUGUGUCUUAUAGGAAGUUUCAUGUCUUUUCUAUUAGAUCACGCGAAGCCUAAUAUUUCUAUUAAAAAUUAUAUUAGUAGAGAAUAAAAUAAUAUUGACUAUUAAAGUAUGUAGAUUUCACUAUUAUUUCCAAAGAUGAUUGUAAUGUACCUGUUAUAUAAAUUAUUAGAAUAAAUUAUAUAGAAAAAAUAUUUUGAUAUUCAAAUUAAUUCAAAAAUCGGUGCCAAGUUUAUUAAAAAACUAUUUAAUUGUACAACGUAAAUAGUAAUAACUGGCGAAUAAAAUAAAUUAUAAUUUCGACAUAUAUUAUAAUUAUUUAUACUUAAAUCAAUCAAUUAACGAAUGGGAACAAAUACAUUGAAGAGUCAACUAUAAUUAAUCUUUUUUUAUAGUUACAAGUAUUUUUGUAGUGGUUACUUAUAAAGUACCUAAUAUCAUCCAUUCAUCAGUAAUAAAUAAGAAUAUAUUAUGACUAUUUUGAGAAUAUUCAUUUCUAAUCUUGCUUAAAUAGAUAUACUCCCUUAGCAAUCUCCUAAAAUAAAUAUAUUAAAUUCUGAAGUUUCUCAUUUUCUAUAUUUCAUGUAGAAAUUAAAAUAAUACUAAAUUAUUAUUGAAAUUAAGAUUGUACUGAAUAUUGUCGAUUUAAAUAAAUAAAUGUAACUUUAUAUAAAUUACUCUAGUCAAAGUACGGUUUUGCAUACAUAUCUCUUAUAAUCAUUCCAAUUUCCGCAUCAGUGAAAAUAUGUCGGAUAAAAAAUUAUUCUCGAAUAACGAUUUCUGGAAUCCAUCUUAAAUUGUAGCAUGCAAGGCUUAAUUUUUAUUGUUCACGUUAACCUUUGCCCGUGUUUUUCAUGAAUUUUAAUGGAAAUACAGAAUUGCUUUAUUAUGUUUUUAAGAACAUAACAUAUUAAUAGUACAGUACUGUCAUAAAUAUGCUGCUCCAGUAGAAAUAAUAAUAUAUAUUCUAUACAUACAUAUAAAAUAUUAGAGGGCUCCCGGUAUUAAGUUACGUCGUAAUAGAUAAUAUUGAUUAAAAUCUGAUUCCAAAAAAUUUUAUAAAUAAUAAUAAAUUACAAUUCUAUUCUUAUUGGUUUUCUGGCCUGAUUUUUCUCUACUCAAAUUAUGUACCUGUAUGGUACUUUAAUGGAACCGUUAAUUUUUUUGUGAAAUAAAUAUGUUAUUUAGUGAUAGAUACGUUUGUAUAAGACAAAUUUUGCGCAUUUUGUUAAUAUUAUUAGAAAAUACUUAAUUUCUAACAAUUAUAUGUUUAAGUUUAGUUUUUAAUGUAAUUUAUUUCGUUUUGUUCUCGAGAAACUAAGAAUCAAACAAUCUUUGUCUAAAUACUCAAGAGACUCGAUUGCGGUCCUCAGCAAUGAGCCAUCGACAAAGAAGUUCCGUGAAAUCGGCCUUGUUUCACGGAUUAACCCACGAAGGUUGAUCUUUAGGGAAGAAAAAACAUUCUUUGUUUAACUUACAAAGAGUAGAAUAUAUAUUAUUUGAAUAGUUCUUUCACUUUCAUUCUAAAAUCGUGACCACAUUAUUUAAGACUAAAAUAAAAUGUUCAAAUCUAUCAAAAACUGAUAGUUCAUUAAAAAAUAAUUUAUUUAAAAUAAUUUUAAGAAUGGAGACGGCUAUAUACUAACAAUUGUAAGUAGUUAUUGGUAAAAAGUAAAUCUCAGCUCAAGUAUUCCAUACUAUAUUUUACAAUAAGUAAACACCACCAAAUUGCAUCUUAAAUCUCUAUACGAUUUAUAUAACCGUCCGGGACCCAUGAACUGUCUUCCAUGGAUGGUUAUAUGUGUCGUUGCCCUGUUUAUGACACAAUCUGUCUUUCCCCCUAAUAUAUUGGCUAUUUUAGAGGUGCUGUACGUGACGAUGGCGGGUACGAUAUAUGGACAUUUUGUUGUGAAAUACAUUGGGGCGAAAUAUACUAAAGGUAUCUAUAUAGGUAUACAACAAGACCUUUUUCACAUGUGUGAAAAGUGUAUUCAUGUGAAUAUACUUAGAGUAUAAUAUAUGUAUUAGUAUAUAGUGAUAGUGGAAAUCACAACAUAAUACUUUAGAAUGUUUAAUUUACGUUUCAUUUUCAUCAUUCGCCAUUUUAUGUAAAUUAACCGACUUCAACAAAGACCAGUUGCAUUUCAACUAUAUAUUUUUGUACAUAAAUGACAUGAUAAUUCUUCAUUAUUGAUUGAUGUUUAAUAUUUUUUCUUAAUUAAAAAAGCCUUUUUAAUUGGAUAUUUUAUACUUUUUAAAAUGAUAAAAUAUGAUUAUAUUUCUUUUUUUGCUUAAAAUAUUAGAUAACCAUUAAUACGAUUAUUUACAUGUUUUUCAACUUUAAUUUUCGACAAUAUAUAUGUACAUAUGAGUAUAAAUAUAUCUUCAAAAGAGAUGCCUGAUUAAAAGCAGACAGGUACGAGCACCUGGCGGAAACCGACGAUCUUUUAUGAAAAGAUUUAUGAAUGUGGGCAGAAGAGGUAAUUGAUACAUCCUUUGCUAAGGAUGCUUCUUUUGCAAGAUAUAUAAUCAAGUGACUUUCUUAGCUAUAUACUCGAAAAAAGAAAAAUAGAAACGAGUUUAUAGCUAAUAUUAAUACCGUUAAAAUAUUGUAGUCAUAGAAAGCUUAUACAAACAUUUGUACAGGUUUUUAAUUAUAAAUCCAAAUUCGAAAUUACUUCAAAUUCCAACUGUUAGGUACUGUAUACUUACAUUUAAGUUUUUAUUCCGUUUCUUCGAAAUAUUGGUUUGGAACAGUUGUAUUAAAGGCAAAACCACUCCAUCUGUUAGGCUUACCAACUUUAAGAUCGUGAACAGAUGUCCGUGCGGUACGGACCGAACGACCGCAAACUUGCACGCUGGGGGUACCUAUAAGAUUUAUACCUACUAUCUACUUCGAAACGUGAAAGUUAAACAGGCUACAUACGAUCCAGAAAUUAGGGACAAUAUCGGAGCAGUUGCAGGGGGUGUACAAAAUUGUCCAUCGCCACAUUCGUAGCGAAAUCAACGAAGAUUUCAUACCAAUUCGCUCACCGACUGAUUUUGCCACCUACCAGCGCUGCUACAAUAUUGUUCCUGAUUUUAGAAUCGUGUAUAGAUCAAUAA